Molecule: messenger RNA, 1693 nt
Organism: Macadamia integrifolia
Lineage: Eukaryota; Viridiplantae; Streptophyta; Magnoliopsida; Proteales; Proteaceae
Product: ATG8-interacting protein 1
Exons: 2
Coding region: 334-1284 (316 amino acids)
Cellular component (GO): intracellular membrane-bounded organelle
Source: RefSeq, a predicted model, not a curated record
UUUGUUAUUUGGAUAAGUUUUGAAUUUCAUGAUUCAAUUUUUCUUGUGGUUUCAUUCGUGUUUGGUAAAACUUUUAAUUCAGCACUUUUAUGUUUUUGUUUAUGAAAAGUAUAAAGGUUUUUCUUUAUGGAAGCAGGUUCAAUUUUCCUUUUAUUGAAAUAAAGGUUUUUGAUUUUAUGAUGAUGUGUUUAUAAUUGAAUUCUCUUUUUACCUCCUCCCAGUUACAAUGUGUGAAAGGAUAUAAUGAGUCAAUAUUAAUUCGGGUUCUUUUUAGUAUGAUGUGCCAAUUUCGAUCAUUGUUGUUGAUUAUGCAGGGAAUCUGAAUUUUGGAAAAUGGCAGAUAAUAAGGAGGGGAAGGAAACUUCUACUCGUGGAAAUGAGUGGGAAGUUGUGGCACUUACGGCCUCAACGUAUGCUGCUGCUCCUGGUCCAGAAAGAUUUGAAUCAAAUGAUGAUAGGGGCCAAGAGUUUCCUGAGGAUGAUGAAACCUCUCGUGCGAUGUUCAUGUCUGAUCACUUUGUGUUUCCACCGAGCCAGCAUGAGAAUCUCCCGCUGGACGCAGAUAUCAGUGAGAUUGAUAAUGAAACCAGAGAAAUGCCAAUUGGUUCAAACAGUGUGCCUGGAUUGGAUAUGGAGGAAGGGGAUAGAUCUGACAAGAAAAAUGAUGAAAAUUUGGAUAUCAGAAGAUUGACGGUGCUAGAGGAUUUGCCUGGAAUACAGUUUUUUGAUGAAAAGGGUAAUAGGUUGUCUGUUCAUAGUACCGAAUUGGAAGAAGGAACAGGUUUGCAAGGGCUGAAUCUGGUGGAUGAAGAGCAGAGUAUUUACAGUGCUUCUAAAUCCAGUUCUAUUCAUGGUGAAGCAAAUAUUAGUGGAUCAACUGAGUAUGAUGAUCACAAGGUCCUCGGUGAAUCCAGUGAUCCUUCUCAGCAAAUCUUAAAUUCUCCAUCAGACUUGUCAAGGUCAACAAGUCACAACAAAAGAGAUGAGUAUGAUGGGUGUGGCCUUCCUUGUGAAGCCUGGUGGAAGAGAAGGGCUGCUUCUUUUUAUGCUCAUGCAAAGGAGGCAAAUGCAUUUUGGUCUAUCUUUGUUGCUGCAGCAUUGAUGGGCCUUGUAAUGAUUGGGCAGCGGUGGCAGCAAGAAAGGUGGCAGGUUCAGCAACUGAAGUGGCAGUUCAACAUCAAUGACGAGAUGAACAGGAUACUAGGUCCCAUUUCUCGACUUAAAGACGUGAUUAUAGGCAGCCACCGCCAAGGUUCUGCUAUCAGAGGCAGCACCAAGCAUUAGAAGAUGAUGACGAAAAAUUGUAGAGUGCAAAAGAGUGAGGGAGUUGGGGGUGGGGGGAGGCAAGGGAGUUGAUAUGUUAUUUGCAUGGUUGGAGACUGGAGUGCUAAGAUAAAAAACUAUUUGGCUUUGAUUAUUUAUUUUAGUUUCUAUGAGGUCUUGUGAGUUUUUGACCUUUCAUUUUUGUCAUGCAAGAGGAGUUCUAGAGCUGUUGAAAUUAAAUUGGGGGCAAAUGUUUUUAGGGAUUCAUCAGAGCUCACACCAUGGCUAAGAUGUUUAUUUCAAGCAGAUUAUACGGUUCAGUUUUGGUUUUAUGUAGUAUAAAACUGUUAUUGGUUUAAGCCGAUAAUUGUAAGACCAAUGAAAAAGAUUACUAACCCAUUAAUCAAAUUGCAAAAUCAUUUAAACUGAA